This is a messenger RNA of Propithecus coquereli (Coquerel's sifaka), 1985 nucleotides long. It is a transcript of the gene ELK4, whose product is annotated as ELK4, ETS-domain protein (SRF accessory protein 1). Gene Ontology annotation, molecular function: DNA-binding transcription factor activity, RNA polymerase II-specific; sequence-specific DNA binding. The transcript is spliced from 5 exons. Gene Ontology annotation, biological process: regulation of transcription by RNA polymerase II; cell differentiation. The coding region runs from base 273 to 1571 and encodes 432 amino acids. The record is from RefSeq and is a predicted model, not a curated record. Gene Ontology annotation, cellular component: nucleus. NCBI's taxonomy places the organism in Eukaryota, Metazoa, Chordata, Mammalia, Primates, Indriidae.
GACGACCCGCGCCGCCGCCGCGUGCGGGGGCGAAGAGGGCGGGGCGCGAGGAGCCGCGGCGGCUGCGAGGCGGCGGGAGAUGCGGGCGGCGGCGGGCACCCGGCGGGCUCGGCUCGGCCGCUGCCGCCUUCUCCGGCUCCGCCGCGGGGGUCGCAGCGGCUGCCGCGCCGUCCUCGAGUUUCCAGCGUGAGGAGGAGGCUGCGGUCGGAGAGGCGCAUCGUGUUCGAGCCAGAGACCGAGAGGGAGCCCCGCGCGCGGCCUCGCUCAUUGCUAUGGAUAGCGCUAUCACCCUGUGGCAAUUCCUCCUUCAGCUCCUGCAGGAGCCUCAGAACAAGCACAUGAUCUGCUGGACCUCUAACGAUGGGGAGUUCAAGCUUUUGCAGGCAGAAGAGGUGGCUCGUCUCUGGGGGAUUCGCAAGAACAAGCCUAACAUGAAUUAUGACAAACUCAGCCGAGCCCUCAGAUACUAUUAUGUGAAGAAUAUCAUCAAAAAAGUGAAUGGUCAGAAGUUUGUGUACAAGUUUGUUUCUUACCCAGAGAUUUUGAACAUGGAUCCAAUGACAGUGGGCAGGAUUGAGGGGGACUGUGAAACUUCAAACUCCAGCGAAGUCAGCAGCAGUUCCAAAGAUGUGGAGAAUGGAGGGAAAGAGAAACCACCUCAGCCUGGUGCCAAGACCUCCAGCCGCAAUGACUAUAUACACUCUGGCUUGUAUUCUUCGUUUACUCUCAACUCCUUGAACUCUUCCAAGGUGAAACUUUCCAAACCAAUAAAGAUUGAGAAUCCAGCUGAGAAACUGGCAGAGAAAAAAUCUCCUCAGGAACCGACAUCAUCUGUCAUCAAAUUUGUAACAACACCUUGCAAAAAGCCACCAGUUGAACCUCUUGCUGCCGCCAUUUCAACUGGCCCAAGUAUUUCUCCAUCUUCAGAAGAAACUAUCCAAGCAUUGGAGACAUUGGUUUCCCCAAAACCACCUUCCUUGGAGGCCCCGGCCUCUGCAUCCAACAUGACUGCCACUUUGUCUCCCACACCUCCCGUUUCAUGCACACCUGCUGCUUUGCAGGAGCUUCCGAGGACACCUUCGCCACCGCUGAGUUCUAACCCAGACAUCGACACAGACAUCGAUUCAGUGGCUUCUCAGCCAAUGGAACUCCCAGAGAACUUGCCACUGGAGCCUAAAGACCCGGAUUCAGCUUUGCCAGAAAAGGACAAAACAAGUAAUUCAUCAAGAUCCAAGAAACCCAAGGGGUUAGAACUGGCACCCACCCUUGUGAUCACAGGCAGCGAUCCAAGCCCCCUGGGAAUACUGAGCCCGUCCCUCCCCACAGCUUCUCUUACACCAGCAUAUUUCUCACAGACACCCAUCAUACUGACUCCAAGCCCCUUGCUCUCCAGUAUCCACUUUUGGAGCACGCUCAGCCCUGUUGCUCCCCUGAGUCCAGCCAGACUGCAAGGUGCUAACACACUGUUCCAGUUUCCUUCUGUAUUGAACAGUCAUGGGCCAUUCACUCUGCCUGGCCUGGAUGGACCUUCCACCCCUGGCCCGUUUUCCCCAGACCUACAGAAGACAUAACCUAUGCACUUGUGGGAUGAGAAAACUGAGAAACAAAGGAACAGAGACACAUUCAACAUGAUUGUAUUUGAAGUGAGCAAUUGAAAGUUCUACAAUGCUGAUAAUAGACUAUUGUGAUUUUUGCCAUUCCCCAUUGAAACGCCUUUUUAGGAUUCCCUUUGAAUAGGACUCAAGUUGGACUGUGUAUAAAAAUGCCUUAAUUGGAGUGCAGACUCCACCUCCCUCUCUUUUUCUUUCUUUUCUUUUCUUUUUUUUCCAGUUUAAUAUUUUGAGCUUUGUGCUAAAGAAAUUUUUGGUGGCGUUUAGCAGCUGUACUUUACGAGAGCAAUUAAGAACAAAGUUAUUCCUUUGGGAACUUUUGGCAAGGAAAAAAAUUAUGCUGAGAGUAUAUUCUUUAAAGAAAUACGAGUUAAA